Messenger RNA from Ectocarpus siliculosus, 621 nucleotides. NCBI's taxonomy places the organism in Eukaryota, Phaeophyceae, Ectocarpales, Ectocarpaceae. The record is from the annotation of a GenBank genome assembly.
AUGAGCUACUACAACGACGGAGGCGGUCACGGCGGCGCGGGGGAGGGCGUUAGCGGCGGCGGCGGCGGCGGCUGGGGAGGCGGCGGCGGCGGCGGCGGCGGCUGGGGAGGUGGAGGCGGCGGGGGCCGCGGGGGAGGAGGCGGCUACAACAGGCGGCCAGGAGACUGGGAGUGCCCCAACUGCGGCAACAACUGCUUCGCGUCUCGCGUGGAAUGCAACCGUUGCCAGACGCCCAAGCCCGUCGGCGCCGGUGGUGGCGGCUACGGCGAACGCGGCGCCGGGGGGGGCUACCAGGGCGGCGGCGGCGGCGGCUACCAGGGCGGCGGUGGUGGCGGCUACGGCGGAGGAGGCGGCUACGGCGGUGGAGGCGGAGGAGGGGGCUACAACCGCAGGCCCGGGGACUGGCCCGAGGGCGCAGGGGGCGGAUUCGAGCGCGGGGGCGGAGGUGGAGGGUACCAGGGCAGCGGUGGCUUCGGUGGCGGCGGCGGCUACGGGGGGGGUGGCGGCGGGGGCUACAACAAGCGCCCCGGCGACUGUAUGAUACUUCCAGCAUGUGACGACAUCAUGUGCGUGGCGUUGGUAAGCAUGCUGCACCAGACAGUGCAUCGGAUGAAAUCGUAA